CCAGUCAGUCCCCUUUCCACAGACACGUGCAUGGCUUCCGGCUGGCUCACCCUCCCAGUCUGACAGCCGGGAGCACCUCCAGAGGGGCGUGUUGUGGAGUGGUCCCUGGCCACCUCCUCCGGGCAUCCUGAUGACGUCACUACUGUGCCCAGCACUUGCUUUGUUGGACUGACGGGGCUUGGUGGAGUGUUAACCAUCACCUUAACUUGGGUUAAGGGGUGCAGGGACCCAAGCACUUGGGCCCUCUGCUGCUUCCCACGGGCGUCAUCCCGGAGCUGGAUGGGAGGUGGAGCGGCCGGGACUCGAGCCAGCACCACAGCAGGGACCCGAGGCUGGGCAGGUGGCCUUCUUCCUUCCCCAACUUCCCUUCCCCUCCCAUCCCUCCCGUCCUGGCGGCUCGCACUAGGUCGCGAUGCGUUCGCUCCCGCAGCCUCCUCCCCCAAGCCGUGGCUGACGGCACAGCCGGCCGCCGUGGUGACCCCGGGGAUCAACGUGACCUUGAGGUGCCAUGCCCCGCGCCCAGCCUGGAGGUUUGCCUUCUUCAGGUUCGGACAGAGCGUGCAGGUGUCCUCGGAGCUGGCCGAAUUCUUCCUGGAGGAGGUGACGACCGCCCAGGGUGGUGCUUACACGUGCAGCUACGAGCUGCCAGACUGGGGACCCGGCGUCUGGUCGCGGCCCAGCGACAUCCUGGAGCUGCUGGUGGCCGAGCAGCUGCCGCGGCCGUCGCUGGUGGCGCUGCCCGGGCCCGUCGUGGCGCCCGGGGCCACCGUGAGCCUGCGCUGCGCGGGCCGCGUGCCCGGCAUGAGCUUCGCGCUGUACCGCGCCGGCGAGGCGGACCCGCUGCAGUACCGCGACUCGGCCGAGCCCUGGGCCGACUUCCCGCUGGCCGGCGCCCACGCCCCCGGCACCUACAGCUGCUACUACCACACGCCACACAGGCCCUACGUGCUGUCGCUGCGCAGUGAGCCGCUGGAGGUGCGCGCCCACGAAGACCUGCCCCUCUCGGACUACACCUUUGGGAACCUCAUCCGCCUGGGGCUCGCCGGGCUCGUCCUUGCCGCCCUGUGCACACUGGUCACUCUGCACUGUCGCAGUACACACCGUGCGCUGGGCCAGAGGCCCCCAGGAAGCUUGGUCUAGACCAGACACCUGUGCCCCUUCCCCUUGACUUCCUGCAGUGGGAGAAGACUUCUGAGGCCCCAG
Molecule: messenger RNA, 1203 nt
Organism: Ochotona princeps (American pika)
Lineage: Eukaryota; Metazoa; Chordata; Mammalia; Lagomorpha; Ochotonidae
Gene: OSCAR
Product: osteoclast associated Ig-like receptor
Exons: 3
Coding region: 280-1140 (286 amino acids)
Cellular component (GO): plasma membrane
Molecular function (GO): collagen receptor activity
Source: RefSeq, a predicted model, not a curated record